UUCCCUCUCACCUUUCUCACAGAGGGUGGCUCCCGCUUCGUAAAGACCUCAUCGCGGCGAGGUGAGGCUAAGAUGAGCAUAACCAGUGACGAGGUGAACUUCCUGGUGUAUCGGUAUCUGCAGGAGUCAGGUUUUUCCCACUCGGCGUUCACAUUCGGUAUCGAGAGCCACAUCAGCCAGUCCAACAUCAACGGGACGCUAGUGCCACCGGCUGCCCUCAUCUCCAUCCUGCAGAAGGGCCUGCAGUAUGUGGAGGCCGAGAUCAGCAUCAACGAGGACGGCACGGUGUUCGACGGCCGCCCCAUAGAGUCCCUGUCCCUGAUCGACGCGGUGAUGCCCGACGUGGUGCAGACGCGGCAGCAGGCGUUCCGGGAGAAGCUGGCGCAGCAGCAGGCCAGUGCGGCGGCCGCGGCGGCGGCGGCGGCGGCGGCAGCGGCCCCCCCGGCGGCCCCGGCGGCCCCGGCCGCGGUUUCCCAGCAGAACCCACCAAAGAACGGCGAGGCCGCAGUCAACGGCGAGGAGAACGGAGCGCACGCGAUGAAUAAUCAUUCGAAACCAAUGGAAAUAGACGGAGACGUGGAGAUUCCACCCAACAAAGCCACAGUCCUUCGGGGACACGAGUCUGAGGUGUUCAUUUGUGCCUGGAACCCUGUCAGUGAUCUCCUGGCGUCCGGAUCCGGAGAUUCGACAGCGAGGAUAUGGAACCUGAAUGAAAACAGCACCGGGGGCUCCACCCAGCUCGUGCUGAGGCACUGUAUACGGGAAGGGGGCCACGACGUCCCCAGCAAUAAAGACGUGACCUCGCUGGACUGGAACAGUGACGGGACACUGUUGGCUACAGGGUCAUAUGAUGGUUUUGCAAGAAUAUGGACGGAAGACGGUAACCUGGCCAGCACCUUAGGCCAACAUAAAGGCCCCAUCUUCGCCUUGAAAUGGAACAAGAAGGGGAAUUACAUUUUGAGUGCCGGCGUAGACAAAACAACAAUAAUUUGGGAUGCCCACACAGGAGAGGCCAAACAGCAGUUUCCAUUUCAUUCCGCCCCUGCUCUUGAUGUCGACUGGCAGAACAACACUACCUUUGCCUCCUGUAGCACAGACAUGUGUAUUCACGUCUGCAGACUCGGCUGUGACCGCCCAGUCAAAACCUUCCAAGGACACACAAAUGAAGUCAAUGCCAUCAAAUGGGAUCCUUCUGGAAUGUUGCUAGCGUCCUGCUCUGAUGACAUGACAUUAAAGAUCUGGAGUAUGAAGCAAGAUACGUGUGUCCACGACCUUCAAGCUCACAGCAAAGAGAUCUACACCAUAAAGUGGAGCCCCACCGGGCCAGCCACCAGCAACCCAAACUCCAGCAUCAUGCUAGCGAGUGCUUCGUUUGACUCCACGGUUCGGCUGUGGGACGUGGAGCGGGGCGUUUGCAUCCACACGCUCACCAAACACCAGGAACCAGUCUAUAGUGUAGCUUUUAGCCCCGACGGGAAAUACCUGGCCAGCGGCUCCUUUGACAAGUGUGUGCACAUCUGGAACACUCAGAGUGGGAGUCUCGUCCACAGCUACCGAGGCACUGGCGGCAUCUUCGAGGUGUGCUGGAACGCCCGAGGGGACAAAGUGGGCGCCAGCGCGUCCGACGGCUCUGUGUGUGUUUUAGAUCUACGAAAGUAAACACAAAAUACUAUAGGUAAAGAACCCUAGUGGACCAGCAGUGAACGUGUGGGGUUGGAGCACUCUUCAGACACAACUCUGUCAGCUCCGAAACUGUGCGAACUUGACGUUAGAGUGUACUUUGCAAUCAGCUCAUCCCUGGCCACAGGAGUCUCUAUUUUUUUGUAAUCUUCAUCAAGAAGUUUAAAACAAAAAGCAUACCCACAGUCCCAUCAGAGGAGGAAGAAUGGCUCCCACCUGGAACGUGGGAAGCGGGAAGCCAGCAGCUUGACGGCGCGUGGGUGGGACCCCGUCCAGAGCAGGCUCUGAGGGCUGAGAGGAGACGAAGAAGGAAAAAAGCUGUGCCAAAAAGAAA
Camelus dromedarius (Arabian camel) is the source of this 2014-nucleotide messenger RNA. RefSeq names its product F-box-like/WD repeat-containing protein TBL1X. Gene Ontology annotation, molecular function: transcription corepressor activity; protein binding. Bases 73 to 1659 code for a protein of 528 amino acids. NCBI's taxonomy places the organism in Eukaryota, Metazoa, Chordata, Mammalia, Artiodactyla, Camelidae. Gene Ontology annotation, biological process: regulation of transcription by RNA polymerase II. Gene Ontology annotation, cellular component: histone deacetylase complex. The transcript has 14 exons. The record is from RefSeq and is a predicted model, not a curated record.